CGAAGUUAAUAAUAUAUUUGUAAAUGUUAUAUGGCAUUUUAUUAUUACUGGAAUACUUACGGUGAUAUUUGCAAGUGUAACUUGUAUGACGAAGGACUGGGUGACAAGUAAACCGCUGAUUGGUGCUUCCGCUUGUAUUUCAUCCUUGUUUGCUGUGAUAACUGCCUUUAAUAUCUUAGUUGUUUGCGGAAUGAAAUAUGCUGAAACGAAUGUAAUUGUUCCAUUUAUAGUUAUAGGUGAGUGUACGAAAUAUCAUUUUUAUAUAUAAAUAUUGAAUUUGAUUUAAAUUAACGACUGUUUGAAUAUAUUUUUGAGGUAUCGGACUGGAUGACUCAUUUGUUCUAUUAGCGGCUUGGAGAAAAACCAACCCCAAAGAUUCUGUUGAAAAGAGAAUGAGUGAAACGUAUUCCGAGGCUACCGUAUCGAUUACCAUAACGUCUUUGACUAACGUUGCUUGUUCGUUAAUUGCGAUAACUACUCCUUUCGGAAUUCUCCAAAUUGCCGGAAGUUACAUGGCUUUAAGUAUUUUCAUAGAUUACAUCUAUCAGGUUACAUUCUUCGGCGGACUUCUUGCACUGGAUGGUUAUAGAGAAACCAAGAAAUUGCAUGCAAUACUUUUCGUUCCUGUUAAUCUGGAUGUACGACCAUCAGGUUUACUGGGAUUUAUAAAGUAUGGCUGUUAUUCAAGUGAAGAUAUUGUAGGCAAAACAACAAUGACAUGUUACAGAAAUUAUUUAGGAAAGAUACUAACGUUUCCAAUUGUAAAAGCAACUAUUAUUCUUUUUUUCCUUCUGUAUCUCGCUGGAGGAAUCUAUUUUACGAAAUAUUUACAACCAUCGACAGGUAUCGAUACGGCAUUUAACGACAAUUCUUACAUGUUAAACUUCUUUCGUGAUGAAAAUACAUUCUAUUCGCAAUAUCGAGAGAGAAUACAGAUAAUUGUUACAUCAUCAUUGGACUACUCCGAUCCAAAUACCCAGAAUAAUCUAGAGAAAUUAACGACAGAACUGGAGAAUUCUCCUCAUAUGGCCGGGAGUAAUUACACGGAAUCAGGGCUAAGACAAUAUCUGAAAUUCAUUAAAGAUCCACAGUUUUGGAUUUCUCUCAGAGGAUAUAAUUUGAGUCGACCGGAUGACUUCACCGAUGCUUUACGCAGAGUAUUUCUUAAAUUCAAGUGGGCCAAACGUUUCAACAAGGACAUUGUCUUCAGUGAAGAUGGCACUAAAAUAUUAGCUUCUAGAUUUUUUAUUCAGACGAAAUUGGUUGAUAAUUCGCUGAAAGCAAAUGAAGUUUUUGUUAAUAUGUGGAAUAUAAUAGAUAAAUAUAAUCUUCCUGUACAGUGUUACAAUUAUCGAUAUAUUUUCUUUGAUUCUAUCCUUGAGGUAGUUCCUAUAACAACUCAAUCAAUAGCCGUUAGUUCUUGCGUGGUAAUUUUGAUAUUUAUCAUUUUUAUUCCAAAUGUGUUUUGUGCAUUUUGUAUUGCUCUCACAAUAGCUUGUAUUGAGGUAAUAAGUAUAGGCUAUAUGUCUGUAUGGGGUGUUAAUUUGAUUCCUUUAGUAAUGAUUUUAUUGAUAGCGAUCACUGGAUUUUGUACGGAUUAUGCAGCUCAUAUAACAUACGCGUAUGCAAAAAGUAAAAGAAAGAAUCCGAAUGAAAAACUGCAAGAUUGUUUGGAUGCUGCUGGUCACGCGAUAGUGCAAGGUUGUAUUUCGUCGCUUUUCGGCGUCGUUGUUUUAAUCGGAGCGCCGUACGAAGGCUUGAAAGAUGUGUUUAAAGUAUGUUUUAUAUUUUUUAUUUCUUCUAUAGUUCAAGGGUUAUUUAUUCUUCCGGCUAUGCUGUCAUUAUGGGACGAUUUUUUGUUAUUAUUAUGUAAAAGUGAUGAACGACGGCGUUCGAACCGAGAGUUUUCGUAUAUUCCCAAUACGAAUGAAGAGUUAUUAAACUAAAGAAUUAGUGUGAACUUGUAAAAUAUCUAAAAUG
Molecule: messenger RNA, 1980 nt
Organism: Centruroides sculpturatus (bark scorpion)
Lineage: Eukaryota; Metazoa; Arthropoda; Arachnida; Scorpiones; Buthidae
Product: patched domain-containing protein 3-like
Exons: 2
Coding region: 393-1946 (517 amino acids)
Cellular component (GO): cytoplasmic vesicle membrane; plasma membrane
Source: RefSeq, a predicted model, not a curated record